Blastomyces gilchristii SLH14081 is the source of this 1720-nucleotide messenger RNA. RefSeq lists its product as uncharacterized. Gene Ontology annotation, biological process: transmembrane transport. The coding region runs from base 32 to 1720 and encodes 562 amino acids. The record is from RefSeq and is a predicted model, not a curated record. Gene Ontology annotation, molecular function: ATP hydrolysis activity; ABC-type transporter activity; ATP binding. Lineage: Eukaryota; Fungi; Ascomycota; Eurotiomycetes; Onygenales; Ajellomycetaceae. The transcript has 5 exons. Gene Ontology annotation, cellular component: membrane.
AUGGCCGUCGCUAAGUACUCUGAAUAAGGUGAUGUUUUACUUCUUUUGGCCAUCAGGAAAAAGAGGCUAUCAACUACUCUACCUAGGCAUUGAGGGAUGCCUAGUUGCUGAGCAGGUGGUGAACAUAGCCAUCCCUCUUCAGCUUGGAUUGAUAAUAGAUGCGCUGGCAGACUUCAACAGAACCAUCCCCGGGAAAAAGAUAAUGGUAUUUAUGCUACUGCAAUGGCUCGGCUCAAGUGGCGGAUUAGUAGUGCUCAGGGAGCAUGUGCAGACGGUCCUUGACAAUCAUUCAUACCAUCAAAUAACCACCACAGCAUUCAACCAUAUCAUGUCCUUGUCGAGUGACUUUCAUGACAAAACGAACUCAACAGCUCUGGCACAAACUGUUAUUCGUGGCCGAGGAGCCCGAGGUGGUGUGGCCAAGCGUAUAUGUUUUUGGGUGGUCCCGAUGAUUGUGGAUCUAGCUUUGGCCGCCGGCACUUUAUAUUACAUCUUUGGCGCUUAUAUGUCGUUGAUAGUUGCAGCCGUGGCCGUGGUGUUAGUGUGGACAUCUAGCAAGCUGAUUCACCACCAGCAAGACAGAUGGAAGCAGUGGGCGGAAAAACAGACAAAUGAGGCAACCAUCUUCCAAGAGUCUCUUAGUCAUUGGAGGAUAGCGGCAUACUUUAGUUGUGUCCCUCAUGAACAAAAUCAAGUCUGGUCUGCUGUUCAAGACCAGCUGAAAGGCAUGGUGACUGCUGCUCAAUCAACAACUCUCCAGUUGGAGCUGGCGGCGGCCUUGAUUAUCACAGCAUACAAGGUUGCCUCUGGCACAAAGUGUGUUGGAAGCUUUGUGAUGCUGCUCAGUUACUGGGCACAACUCUCAGGCCCUCUACAGAUGCUUGUUCAUGGAUUUAGAGAUUUUGCCAAAGAGAUGGUUGAGGCUGAAGAGUUGAUGAAGGUUUUGCACCAGGACCCAGCCAUUACUGACAGUCCCAGCGCUCAACCUCUGGUUUGCAAAGAAGAAGAUUUUAUAGAUUUUAAGAAGGUUAGAUUCUCUUAUGAUGGGGAGAGAAUAGUCUUGAAAGAUAUCAACUUUCAUGUGCCCGCUGGCAAAAAGACCGCCAUUGUUGGAAACCUGCUCCACCGGCUGCGAGAUCCUACCGCUGGUGUUAUCAGCAUUGAUGGACAGGUUUUAUCCAAUGUCACGCUUGAUAGCCUGAGGGCAAUGCUUGGUAUUGUUUCUCAAGAUACUACCCUGUUCCAGGGCACGAUUGAGGAAAAUGUUCGCUUUGCAAAGCUGGAUGCCACCCAUGAGGAAGUCAAGGAUGCAUGUAAAGCUGCCGCUAUUCAUGAUAAAAUCAUCAGUCUCCCAAAUGGUUAUGGUACCAUGGUUGGAGAUGGUGGCGAACUGCAGUGUGUCGCGAUAGCACGAGUGAUUCUCAAAAACCCAAAGAUUAUACUCCUGGACGAAGCCACCAGCAGUCUAGACAGCGAGACCGAAGCAUGUGUGCAACAAGGAUUGAAGCAGCUCUGUGCUGGUCGGAUCAUGAUUGUUAUUGCGCAUCGCCUAUCUAAUGUGAUGGAUGCGGAUCAGAUUCUUGUAGUGAAGGAUGGGAGUGUUGUGGAGAGGGGAACACAUCCAUAUCUUCUGAACCGCAAGGGAUAUUAUUAUAGUCUGUGCGAACUGCAAGGCCUUGUUAUGAUUGACAAAGAUGAAGAACGAAGAAUCAUUGGCUAG